GGGCUCUACAACCUCUGAAAGUUUCAGGUAAUUCUGAGAGGGUCGACGUAAAUGUGGUAGGUUUCCCAUGGAUUUACUCACAGAUAAACAAUGACUAGUUGAACAAAUUUUUCUCCACUAUACUUUCCUCUAUCAAGCUACGGUUUUUUAAUAGAUAGAUGGAAAUAUCCUUCUUCAGAUGACGAGAAGAAAUAUUUUUUUGAUUCUUAAUAACAUACAAAAUUUUAAAAACUGGCUCCAUCAUUUGAAGUAUCAAAGAGUUUUUUUUUCAAAUGAGACCACCCUGAGUGUUCUAUCUCAAGGUAUAAUGAAAAAUCCUUGUAUCCGUAGAACCCAUAUAUUGAGGGCUAGAGUCCUGAAAACUUUUUCCACGCGUAGCUCUAUGCGUCGAGCAUUUGUAAGAGGAUUUAUGAGAGUGUCAUAUACUAUGUCGAAAACUCAUUUUGGAGGGGGAGGCUUUAGGAAGCUCAAGUGUUUGAGAACUAUUCACUAUAUCGAUUGAUAUCUUCAAAGGCGAGGGGCGCGCUCGCUACAUAUAAUAUUAAAAAUCUCUUUACCAAAAGAGAAAGUGUGUCUUUCCAAAAAUAUAUAGGAAUUGACUUUUCAAUUUUAAAGAGAACUAAUUACUUUUUAAGAGAAACUAGAUUUCGAGACCAAUAUUGACAUCUGCAUCAUGACUUUCCAUUCCAUUAGAUUAAUAAAAUGAGAUGAGAAAGAGAAGCAUAUAUUAAAUUCAGAAUAAAAAAACAUUCCUUGCGCGAAAAACUUCUUUCAUUUGUUAAGUUAUAUUUGUUUCAAUUACAGUCUCGUUGAUAAUGACUUCAAUGAAUACUUGUUUAUGGAUUCUUUCUGUGAUUAUUACACAAUUAGUCGGAGAAGAUAUGAGAUCCUUUCGAAUGUUUGCAAUGCGUGGCAGGAAAUUUCAAUGUGCUACUACAACUUGUCCACCAUUUGUUAGUGCCGUUAUUUCGACUAAUAUAAAAUGUCAAAUGACUUGUUUAGCACAAGUUUAUUGUAGGGCAGCUAGUUUUCAUGAAUCAAACUCUAGUUGUGAAUUAUUUACGGAUAUGUCAAAUGAAAUUGGAAAUAUGUUGACCGAUGUGAACAUUAUCACAACGAUUGUCAUUGCUGGAACUCGAUCUCCGCCUGAACUGACUACAACAACAACAACAUCGACAGCAACGACGUCCUCUACUACGGAAACAACCACAACUUCUACAUCAACUACGACACCGCCGAUAGGUCGAAUUUCACUUGCCGCUGUGAAUGGAACAAUUGCAGGUGUUUACAAUACAUCUGUAGAUGGUGAUAGUACGGCAGCAACACCCGGCUACGGUGUUGGUCAAUACUCAGCGUCUGAGACACCAGGCGAUGCAUGUGAUAAUGAUGCAUCAACUAAGUAUGUGAAUUUUGGAUCAUGUACAAUCUCUGAUAAUAAUACUCAGUGUGGUUUGAAUACUGGCUUGCAUUUUGAAUUACAACGUGGUUCAGCUGUAGUGAGGGCGUUACAAAUGUACACAGCCAAUGAUUAUUCUGAACGUGAUCCGCUAACCGUGUCGUUAGAAGGAAGUAAUCAAUCAGGAUCAAAUCUGACACUUGGUAGCAGUUGGACUCUUAUUUAUAAUGGUAAUAGUGGAUUACAAAACGAUCCGGGAGUUAUCGAUUUCUUGUGUCGGGAAAACGAUCAACGUCCGACAGUGUCCAGUAUUCUGAACUGGNCAGUCUCGUUGAUAAUGACUUCAAGGAAUACUUGUUUAUGGAUUCUUUCUGUGAUUAUUACACAAUUAGUCGGAGAAGAUAUGAGAUCCGUUCGAAUGUUUGCAAUGCGUGGCAGGAAAUUUCAAUGUGCUACUACACCUUGUUCACCAUUUGUCAGUGCCGUUAUUUCGACUAAUAUUAAAUGUCAAAUGACUUGUUUAGCACAAGUUUAUUGUAGGGCAGCUAGUUUUCAUCAAUCAAAUUCUAGUUGUGAAUUAUUUACGGAUAUGUCAAAUGAGAUUGGAAAUAUGUUGACCGAUGUGGACAUUAUCACAACGAUUGUCAUUGCUGGAACUCGAUCUCCACCUGAACCGACUACAACAACAACAACAUCGGCAGCAACGACAUCCUCUACUACGGAAACAACCUCAACUUCUACAUCAACUACGACACCGCCGAUAGGUCGAAUUCCACUUGCCGCUGUCAAUGGAACAAUUGGAGCUGUUUACAAUACAUCUGUAGGUGGUGAUAGUACGGCAUCAACAAGCGGCUACGGUAUUGGUCAGUACCCACCGGGUCAAUCACCAGAGGCGGCGUGGGAUAAUGAUACAUCAACUAAGUAUCUAAAUUUUGGAUCAUGUACAAUCUCUGAUAAUAAUAAUCAGUGUGGUUUGAAUACUGGUGUGUAUUUUGAAUUACAACGUGGUUCAACUGUAGUGAGGGCGUUACAAAUGUACACAGGCAGUGAUCAUUCUGAACGUGAUCCAUUAAUCGUGACGUUAGAAGGAAGUAAUCAAUCAGGAUCAAAUCUGACACUUGGUAGCAGUUGGACUCUUAUUUAUAAUGGUAAUAGUGGAUUACAAAACGAUCCGGGUCGUAUGGGUGGCGGCUCGAUACAACAAAUAAACAAUACCAUUUCAUACAGGAGCUAUCGAUUUCUUGUGUCGGGAAAACGAUCAGCGUCCGACAGUGUCCAGUAUUCUGAACUGGUAUUAUAUGGAUACUAA
Molecule: messenger RNA, 2705 nt
Organism: Adineta ricciae
Lineage: Eukaryota; Metazoa; Rotifera; Eurotatoria; Adinetida; Adinetidae
Source: the annotation of a GenBank genome assembly